Messenger RNA from Orycteropus afer afer, 3384 nucleotides. It is a transcript of the gene TLR9, whose product is annotated as toll like receptor 9. Gene Ontology annotation, cellular component: plasma membrane. Gene Ontology annotation, molecular function: actin binding; pattern recognition receptor activity. The record is from RefSeq and is a predicted model, not a curated record. Gene Ontology annotation, biological process: defense response to virus; canonical NF-kappaB signal transduction; toll-like receptor signaling pathway. NCBI's taxonomy places the organism in Eukaryota, Metazoa, Chordata, Mammalia, Tubulidentata, Orycteropodidae.
AUGAUCAACUACAUCCAGCUGAAAUUGGACCUAGAACGGGAGACGAUUGAGCUGGUGCACACGGAGCCCACGGACGUGGCCCAGCUGCCUUCACGGGUGCCCCGAGAUGCUGCUCGUUACCACUUCUUCCUCUAUAAGCAUACCCACGAGGGUGAUCCACUUGAGUCUGUGGUGUUCAUCUACUCGAUGCCGGGCUACAAGUGCAGCAUCAAGGAGCGCAUGCUCUAUUCCAGCUGUAAGAGCCGCCUCCUGGACUCUGUGGAGCAGGACUUCCAGCUGGAGAUCUCCAAAAAGGGCCCCUGCCACAGCACCUUGCACCCCUUGUCUCUCCUGGUGAAGGCCUCAGCGCUGGCUGUGGCACUGGCCCUGGGCACCCUACCUGCCUUCCUGCCCUGUGAGCUCCAGCCCCAUGGCCUCGUGAACUGCAACUGGCUAUUCCUGAAGUCUGUGCCCCGCUUCACUGUGGCAGCACCCCGUGGCAAUAUCACCAGCCUGUCCCUGCGCUCCAACCGCAUCCACCACCUCCAUAACUCUGACUUCGCCCACCUGCCCAACCUGCGGCGUCUCGACCUGAAGUGGAAUUGCCCGCCAGCCAGCCUCAACCCCAUGCACUUCUCCUGCCACAUGACCAUCGAGCGGGGCACCUUCCUGGCUGUGCCCACUCUGGAGGAGCUGAACCUGAGCUACAAUAGCAUCAGAACUGUGCCUGCCCUCCCCAGCUCCCUCGUAUCCCUGUCCCUGAGCCGCACCAACAUCCUGGCACUCGACCCUACCACCUUUGCUGGCCUACAGUCCCUGCGCUUCCUGUUCAUGGACGGUAACUGCUACUACAAGAACCCCUGUGUAGAGGCCCUGAGGGUGGCCCCGGGUGCCCUCUUUGGCCUGGGCAAGCUCACCCAUCUGUCGCUCAAGUACAACAACCUCACGGCUGUGCCCCAAAGCCUGCCUCCCAGUCUGGAGUCCCUGCUGUUGUCCUAUAACCACAUUAUCAGCCUGGCACCUGGGGACCUGGCCAACUUGACUGCCCUACGUGUACUGGACUUGGGUGGGAACUGCCGCCGCUGUGACCAUGCCCGCAACCCCUGCAGGGAGUGCCCACAUGGCUUCCCCCGGCUGCACCCAGAUGCUUUCAGCCACCUGAGCCGCCUCGAAGGCCUGGUGUUGAAGGACAGUUCUCUAUACAGCCUGAAUGCCACUUGGUUCCAUGGUCUGGGCAACCUUACCGUGCUGGACCUGAGUGAGAACUUCCUCUACAACUGCAUCACCAAAACCAUGGCCUUCAAAAGCCUGACACGGCUGCGCAAACUCAACCUGUCCUUCAACUACCACAAGAAGGUGUCCUUUGCCCACCUGCACCUGGCAUCCUCCUUUGGCAGCCUGAUUUCCUUGCAGGAGCUGGACAUGCAUGGCAUCUUCUUCCGCUCGCUCAGUGAGACCACACUCCACCCUCUGGCCCGUCUGCCCAUGCUCAGGAGUCUUCGUCUGCAGAUGAAUUUCAUCAAUCAGGCUCAGCUGGGAAUCUUUGGGGCCUUCCCCAGCCUGAAGUAUGUGGACCUUUCAGACAACCGCAUCAGCGGAGCCACAAAGUUGGCGGCCAGCACCGGGGAGGUAGAUGGUGGGCAGAAGGUAUGGAUGCAGUCUAGGAAUCUUGCUCCAGCCCCACUGGACCCUCUCAGCAAAGAGGACUUCAUGCCAAACUGCAAAAACCUCACCUUUACCUUGGACCUGUCACGGAAUAACCUGGUGACAGUCCAGCCUGAGAUGUUUGCCCAGCUCUCGCGCCUCCAGUGCCUGCGCCUAAGCUACAACAGCAUUGCACAGGCAGUCAACGGCUCGCAGUUCGUGCCACUGACCAGCCUGCGGGUGCUGGACUUGUCCCAUAACAAGCUGGACCUGUACCACGGGCACUCGUUCACUGAACUGCCGCAACUAGAGGCCCUGGACCUCAGCUACAACAGCCAGCCCUUCAGCAUGCAGGGCAUAGGCCACAACCUUAGCUUUGUGGCCCACCUGCCUGCCUUGCGCUACCUCAGCCUGGCACACAACAACAUCGACAGUCGAGUGUCCCAGCAGCUCUGCAGCAGGUCGCUGCUGGCCUUGGAUUUCAGUGGUAACACUCUGAGCCGUAUGUGGGCCGAGGGAGACCUCUAUCUCCACUUCUUCAAAGACCUGCAACGCCUGGAGUGGCUGGACCUGUCCCAGAAUCGCCUGCGUGCACUUGUGCCCCGCACCCUGGAUAAGCUCCCCAAGACCUUACGGCUGCUGCGACUUCGUGGAAAUCACUUGGCCUUCUUCAACUGGAGCAACCUGGCCCUCCUGCCCAACCUAGAAGUGCUGGACCUGGCGAGAAAUCAGCUGAAGACCCUGACUAACAGCAGCCUGCCUGAUGGCACAAGGCUCCAGCGGCUGGACCUCAGCAGCAACAGCAUCAGCCUGGUGGCACCUGGCUUCUUUGCCCGGGCCAAAAAGCUACAUGAGCUCAACCUCAGUGCCAACGCCCUUAAGACGGUGGACCCCUCCUGGUUUGGGCUCUGGGCAGGUACCCUGAAGGUACUGGAUGUGAGCGGCAACCCUCUCCACUGUGCCUGUGGGGCGGUCUUUGUGGACUUUCUGCUGGAGGUGCAGGCCGCUGUGCCGGGUCUGCCCAGCCAUGUGAGGUGUGGCAGCCCAGGCCAGCUGCAGGACCAAAGCAUUUUUGCACAGGAUCUGCGCCUCUGCCUGGACGAGGCCCUCUCCUGGGACUGCUUUGGCCUCUCACUGCUAGCAGUGGCCCUGGGCCUGGCUGUGCCCCUGCUGCACCACCUCUGUGGCUGGGACCUCUGGUACUGCUUCCACCUGUGUCUGACCUGGCUUCCCCAGUGGGGGCGGCAGCAGGGCGGAGAUGGCCUGCCCUACGAUGCCUUUGUGGUCUUCGACAAGGCACAGGGCGAGGUGGCUGAUUGGGUGUACAACGAGCUGCGGGUGUGGCUGGAGGAACGCCGCGGGCACAGGGCACUGCGCCUGUGUCUGGAGGAACGGGACUGGUUGCCUGGCAAGACGCUCUUUGAGAACCUGUGGGCCUCGGUCUACAGCAGCCACAAGAUGCUGUUUGUGCUGGCCCACACUGACCGCAUCAGCGGCCUCUUGCGGGCCAGCUUCCUGCUGGCCCAACAGCGCCUGCUGGAGGACCGGAAAGACGUGGUGGUGCUAGUGAUCCUGCGCCCCGAUGUUCACCGCUCCCGCUAUGUGCGGCUGCGCCAGCGCCUCUGCCGCCAGAGUGUCCUCUUCUGGCCCCACCAGCCCAGCGGCCAGGGCAGCUUCUGGGCCCAGCUGGGUGUGGCCCUGACCAGGGACAAUGGCCACUUUUAUAAUAGGAACUUCUGCCAGGGACCUACAGCUGAAUAA